AUGUCUUUCCUUUGUCCCCAUACUUCUAUUACCACCGCCACCAGUUUCUCACACCCCCACCCAACGGAUAGUUGCCACCCACUUACAAUCGCACCAUCACAGAAGUUCCAAGAUCAUAGAAAUUCUAAUCCCUCUCUCCAUCAUCGUCAAUAUCGUCUCCCACCUCCAUCAUCAUCUUCCCCAGUCACAACCACACUAAUCACUGUUGCCACCAUAUUGCGCCACCGCCCCCAGUUCUUCCUCAACAACCACUCACCUAAACUUAAUCUCAACCAUUCGGCUACCUCAGCUGCCACACCUUCCGGUAUCAACGUCACCACUGUUUCUAACCCCACUAUCAUGGUUGAUGACCAAAUCUUCCCUAAACUCAAUUGGACCUCCUCUAAACACUCUGCUUGGAUCAGCCCAACCGGGAUCCUCAAAUGCACCUCGUUUACCAAAAUCUCCUUUUUGCUUAAAUCAUCUGAUUCAUUGGUCCAUGAUCUUUGCCACGCUUAUGAUUUGUGUAAUGACUGUAAUGCCCCUAGACCUGAUCGUUUCUACCUCACCCUUCGGAAAUGGUACCCUUCUCUCCACCCGGAAAUGGAAUUUCGUUGCUUCGUCCGAAAUCGCAUCCUGAAGAUAUCCUCAGAACAAAGCUUCUCCUAUGGUGGUUUCAAAGUAUCGGACCUAGACAUACCAACUGACUACGAGCUUCACGCCAUGGAAACGCCAGUCCAGAUUGAAGAAAUGAGAGAUGACAUCCGACAACAGUUAGGCGAGUUUAGGGAGGAAAUAUGUUACUUGAAAAAGAUCGUGACUGUGAUGGUUGUUGUUAGAGUUGCAGUGAUGUCGUUGAUCGGGGUUCGUGGUUGCGUCGAAUUCUCUGGGUGGGGAUUUUGGUGGGUGUAG
This is a messenger RNA of Lactuca virosa, 891 nucleotides long. The record is from the annotation of a GenBank genome assembly. Lineage: Eukaryota; Viridiplantae; Streptophyta; Magnoliopsida; Asterales; Asteraceae.